UGAAAAAAAUAUUUUAAAAAACUAUUUGUUUUUAAUUUUUUUAUAGUUAUUAAUAGAUUAAAUUGUAGUGCGCGUUUUUUAGUAAGCCUGCUUUGUACAGACAGCGAAUUCAUAAUAUUGAUUAGAAGUUAAAAAAUAAAGUGAAUCUCGGAUAAAAUAAAAUACCUAGAUCGUAAAUUCUUUCGGUAUAAUAAUUAUUAACAUCAUUUGAAUUCUAAAAGUCUUUUAUACAAGUAUUUUAAGCAAUAAAUCAAUAUUACAAACAUUUUUAGUAAUUGAUUUUAUUUGCAUAAGAAUUAAAAAAAGAUAUAUCCAUUAUAUAACCGGCGCACAUGCCCGUAUCUCCAAUAAACCCGGUGGUUUGGUUGCAGAAGAAUAAAUUUGUUGCACCUGGUCUUAAAAAAUUAGCAAAAAUGAUUUCUACUAUGACUAUCAACAAAUUAUUCUGUGAAAAAUACAAUACAGUUAGUUGCCAUGUACACAAACGCUGUGAGCGGCAACGAGUGUUUCAAAAAGAGAACCAGUUAACCCUAAUGGUUAGUGGAAAUGAAACUAAUAAAAACAAAGGUUGUGAUAGCCAACAUUAUGUGGCAGCUGUUGUUGAAUAUUUUCCAGCAUCAGGAUCAACACCAUCCGAAAAAAUAGAUAAAAAUCUUCCAGUGUAUGAAGAUAUUAUAAGUCAUGUCAGUCGAUACGAUGUAGACAUACUUGUUUUCCCGGAGGGUGGUCUCGCGGGAGUAACUCUACCAGAUGACAGAAAAGAAAUUAGAACAUUUUUAACUGAAAUACCUUCUCCAGAAAGCAACACAAUACCUUGUUUUUCAGAAAAUUGUAGUCCGGUAUUAAAAAAAUUGUCGUGUGCUGCUCGUAUAAAUCAUGUAUACGUAGUGAUUAAUUUACCAGAAAUAGAAUAUUGUAAAAAAGAAGACGAUGCAUCGUGUCCUGAUGAUUUAGAAAAUUACUACAAUACAAACGUAGUUUUUGACCGACAGGGAAAAAUUGUCGCCAGGUAUAGAAAAUACAACUUAUUUAGAGAAUUCGGAUUCAAUUCUACUCGUUCAGCAGAAUUGUGCACGUUUGACACUGAUUUUGGAGUACGUUUUGGUAUGUUUAUAUGUUUCGAUAUAAUGUUUGAAAAUCCAUCAAAGCGCCUUAUCCAAGAAACUGGUGUAAGAGACGUUAUAUUUUCAACAGCUUGGUUUUCAGAAUUACCGUUACUUACAGCCGAUUCGGUGCAAUCAGGUUGGGCAUAUUCUAAUGACGUUAACUUAAUAGCAGCCGGAUACAAUACACCAUCCAUGAGCGUAGGUGGCAGCGGAAUAUAUUCCGGACGAGAUGGCCCUUUGGUUAUGGUCAUGCCAGAUAGACAGGGAACUCAAAUACUACUUUCCAAAGUUCUUAAACGAAGGUUGCCUGACUCAAAUUUGAAAUCCAGUAGCGAAUGUAAAAUUGACAAAACGUUUAUGACAUUUUUGGCUGAUUAUCUUGUUAUACCUUAUGGCAGUGAAAAGUUUCCAACGAAUAAAAACCGUCCUAGUGAUCUUAGAUUCUUUUUAGAUGGAAGCUUCAAGUAUUUCCAGGUAGAGACUAUGGAGUCGGAAUAUGAUCAGGAUGAGAUUUUGACAGCAUCGUUCUCUUAUGAGCAAGACGGUUUCGCAUGUGCUAUGACAAUUAGUUGGCGAAAUGAAAACAACAACGUAUCGACUGAUUAUAAUAUGUUUGCGUAUUCCGGUGAUAGGACUUUCGGUGGGUUUCUCAACGCUCAUAUCGAAACAUGUGGUCUAACUUUAUACAAGUACAAAGAACAUUUCUCGGGGGGUGUCACCUAUUACAACCCUGCUAAAAAUCUCGUUACCAUCACAGCCAUUGACAUCGUAGCAAGGUCCUCAGAUUUGACCACCGUACCUAUACCGACUACGCUGAAUAUGUCCAGUUAUCCACUAACUAGUGACUUUUUUACUUUCGCUAAGCAUACUGUAUCGACUGAUGACGGACAGAAAAUGCAAGAGAUUCAUAUGCAGCUAUCUAAACCGGUGGCUGACUUAGUUUCAUUCGGUAUCUACAAACUUCCUCGAGACAUGUCAUUAAUAGAUAGUUGAUGAAUUUCUCAUUCCUGUGUCUAAUUUAAUUGUAAAUUAUGUAUUAUAAGAUAUUUACUUAGUUAAAUGUAAAAAUGUGUAAUUUGUUGAAAACUUCAUUACAUAUAACUGUUAAUUAUUGUUUAAUGUAGUAAUAUACUAGUAAAAAUACAUCAGUUGUAUCCGUGAAAUUUGUUAGAUAAUGAUACUUAGAUUAAAUUACUCUAUAAAAUAAGUAUUUCAUUUAUUCAAAAAUCUGUUAUUAAACAUUUCGAUAUAGUUUAUCUUUGUUAUUAUCAUGAAUUUGACAUAUUCAACAAUGACUGAUGUUAAGUAAUAAGUUAUUUAAAUUAUGUAAGCUAAUGUACCAAUUUUAAAAUAGUAGAAGGUAAUUUUACAGUGACGUAACAAAGGUAUAUAAAGAUGAUCUAAUGAAAAAUAGUAAAAUCUCAAUACCUAUAAUUAUAAAUUUUACAACUAGUACAAAAAUAUUUUGUAAAUCGUUGUAGUUACCAUGUAAAAUUGUACCUGAUAAAUAUUAAUAUUUAUAAUAUAACACAAUAACAUUAUGUUAUUAUUAUUGAUCUCUGUGCAUUAUAGUAAUGUUUAGUUAUGUAUAAUAAACAUAUUAGUAUCAUUAUUUUAAUUAAAGUUUUUAUUAUAUAAAUAUACAACAAGUUUAUUACAUAAAUAGUUUUAGCAAUUUAAAUGCUACAUCAAAUUUUUUGUUCUGAAUGUUGUUAAUUUUUUUUAAACCCAAAAUAAUUUCAAUGUGAACACAAUAAAUUUGACAUUAUUGUUUAUUUUUUUUACAAAGAUUUGAUUAUUUUACUAGUAUAAAAAUUUAUACUUGAAUAUUUAUGUUUAACGUAUAUUAAUAAAUAUGUUGAUGCCCAUUGUGCAAAUCAUGUUUUCCGUGUUCUAGGGACGUAUUUGUAGUAUUUCAUAUUAAAUAUCACUUUUUAUCGUUUUUA
Daktulosphaira vitifoliae (grape phylloxera) is the source of this 3052-nucleotide messenger RNA. Its product is annotated as vanin-like protein 1. Lineage: Eukaryota; Metazoa; Arthropoda; Insecta; Hemiptera; Phylloxeridae. Bases 333 to 2099 code for a protein of 588 amino acids. The record is from RefSeq and is a predicted model, not a curated record. The transcript is spliced from 8 exons. Gene Ontology annotation, molecular function: hydrolase activity, acting on carbon-nitrogen (but not peptide) bonds, in linear amides.